Hydatigera taeniaeformis is the source of this 855-nucleotide messenger RNA. The record is from the annotation of a GenBank genome assembly. NCBI's taxonomy places the organism in Eukaryota, Metazoa, Platyhelminthes, Cestoda, Cyclophyllidea, Taeniidae.
AUAUUUGAUUUGUUUGUGUACAAAGUGCGGACUUCCGACCAAACCACCUUCAGCUGUCAGGUGACAAUUCAAACCUUUCGAUUGCUCCAACCUGCACGGGUGAAGACUCUCACCAGUUCCACCGUUUUCCUCACUAUCUACAGUCCCCCAGAGAGACUUUUUCUGAGACGGAUUCCCCUGCCUGUAACUUCGAAACACCUCCAAGAUGGCAACAUCAAUCUUCAAUCAGACAAUCCAUCAUUAGCUGAUGUUCACACAUUCCAGAGUUUUGAAAAACCUCUUUCCCUUCCUCGGCCCUCCACGCAUCGACUGCAACAUUCCACAGCACUGACCACUCCAAUGGAGGUGAACAUACAACAGAAGGAGGAGAUUUGGGCCCUGGAAGGUCAUAAAAUCGCCAUAGAAUGCAUCGCAUCACCCAGUUCUCCAGCCUCCAAAUUAAUGUGGAUCCUAUCACCGGUGGCAGAGGUGGAGGAGGAUUUGUCACUUCAACCCACUUUCGAUUUUGAGGACUUUUCCAAGAAAAGUCGAAGUCUUCAAUUUGAACGAAAGUAUCCCAAAUGGCGUUUUGUCUUUGAUGCCCGAGAAGGUGCUGGAUUGGGCUUUAGAGUGGAAAAUAAGGAGGUCGCCGAUUCCACCACUGGAUUAGAAGAAGGCGAACGAGGAGGAGAAGAGGAGGAGGAGGAGGAGGAGGAGGAAGGGGAAAUUAAAAUCUUUGACGAUGAUUCUUUAAGGAAUUUUUUCCUUUAUUUUGAAAAUACUACUGCUGUUAAGAGAAGUAAGACUUCUAAACUGGAGGGAGAGUUUAAAGCCUUCACUAUGGUCGGCAUCACUUUGGACGGCGUUGAGGACUGA